AUGGCAGACCAGAACGAAACGCAAGGACCCCUUCCCGCGAUCAUCGUCGGCGCCGGUGUCAGCGGCCUGUUGCUUGCGCAGUACCUCCGCAAGAAUGGCAUCCCCUUUCGCGUUUUCGAGCGAGACACGGACCUUACAACCCGUGGCGUUGGCUGGGGUUUGACACUUCACUGGUCGCUUCCAGCCCUUCGAUCCUUGUUGCCCGAGGAGCUGGUUGCCCGCUUGCCCGAGGCGUAUGUCGAUCGUGCCGCCGUAGCGAGGGGUGAGGCUUCAGCGUUCCCAUUCUUUGAUCUCAGCACUGGGGAGUUGAAGGGUGCGAGCCCCCGCGCCCCAGAGAGCUUGCGUAUCAGAGUGACUAGAGAGAGGUUGCGUCGUUUGGUUGCUACCGGCAUCGAUAUCCAGUGGGGGAAGGGCUUCACCAAGUACGAAGAAAAAGAGGACACCGUCGUCGCGACAUUCGAGGACGGCUCGACAUGUACAGGUUGCGUUCUCGUCGCAUGCGACGGAGGUGCAUCCCGUGUCCGGUCACAACUCUUCCCGGGCCAGCAUGAGAGACAUCGCAUACCGGUUCGGGUCCUCGGUCUCAAAGUGUUCUUGUCCCCCGACCAAAUGGAGCCACUCCGGAAGCUGGACCCCUUCUUUCUGCAAGGAACGUCGUCUCAAAACGAUACUUUUCUCUAUUUCAGCCUGCUCGACGCCCCCGGCAACCAUGAUGACAGCUCGGAAAAGUACAGCUGUCAGAUGUGCGUUUCCUGGCCGGAUCGCCCGGGCUUUCUAGGCAAACCGGAAGCUACAGAUUUUCCGCCAACCAACGACGGUAGACUUGGACUUAUCAAGUCGUUCGCCGAGGGAUGGUCAGAGCCGUUCCGGUCCCUCGCACUCGAGAUUCCUAGUGAUACGGAUGUGAAACAUCUUGACCUUUUCGACUACCCUCCCGCAAAGGGUCUCAGGUCAAAUGGAAGAGUCGUGUUGAUGGGUGACGCUUUUCAUGCAAUGGCAAUGUACCGAGGAGAAGGUGCAAACCACGCCAUCCUCGACGUGUUGGAUUUUGCGGUGAACGUUGUGGAGAAGUUGAACACCACGUUUCCCGACCUCAGGGCUGGCUUGGACGCUUAUGAAGAUGCCGUCAUCGGCAGAGCUCGACCUGGCGUGCUGGCAUCGCGGCGGGCCUGUCUGGAUGCGCACGACUGGCCUAAGAUUAGCCCAACGAGCCCGCUCCUCAGCAAGAGAGAGAUGAAGCUUCAGUUUGAUGAAGAAUAG
Molecule: messenger RNA, 1260 nt
Organism: Colletotrichum truncatum
Lineage: Eukaryota; Fungi; Ascomycota; Sordariomycetes; Glomerellales; Glomerellaceae
Product: FAD binding domain-containing protein
Molecular function (GO): FAD binding
Source: RefSeq, a predicted model, not a curated record